AUGCCUCGGAUACGCAAAAAGACGAGCAAGCGGCAGUCGAUCGCCAAGCGGGAGAGGGUAAAGAAGCAGGUCAAGGAGUCGAGGAAGAAGAAGACCAAGGAGGCCAAGAAGAACCCGCAGUGGAAGAGCAAGCACAAGAAGGACCCUGGCAUCCCGAACAACUUCCCGUACAAGGACCAGAUCCUUGCCGAAGUUGCGGAGCAGCGUCGUUUGGCUGCGGAGGAGAAGCAGAGGCGCAAGGACGAGAAGAAGGCCGCCAAGGCGCAGGCGGCAGACGGCUCGGACGCCGAGGACGAUGAGGCUGCGUUCGACGGCGUCAAGGCCAUCGCUGGCCGUCGUGCUCUGGAGGCAGAGGCGGAGGAGGGGGGCGAUGCGGACGAGGAGAUGGCGGAGGAGGGGGAGGGGGACGACGUCCCGGUGCUCAUCAACCCGGACCUGCCGAACCUCAAGGUCGUGCUUGACGCCGCGGACGUGGUCGUCGAGGUCCUGGACGCGCGGGACCCGCUGGCGGCCAGGAGCGCGCAUGUCGAGGAGGUCGCGAAGGAUCUGGGGAAGAGGGUGCUGCUGGUGCUCAACAAAGUUGACGCGUGCCCAAGAGAGGCCGUUGAGGCGUGGGCUACGACACUCAGGCGGGAACAUCCUACUGUGCUGUUCAGGUCGUCCUCCGCGUGUCUGCCCGUAUCGCCUGCGGAUGCCGGGAGCGCGAGGGUGAAAGGGAAGGGCAAGGAGCGGGAGCGGGCAGACGACGCGUGGGGCUUGGACUCCCUCACCGCUCUGCUCCAGCAAUGGGCAAAGGAGAAAGCCGGCGACGGACCGCUCACGCUUGCUGUGGUUGGCGUGACGAACGUCGGCAAGACCGCGUUCGUCAACUCGCUCUUGCGCAAGGCUGCGCUGCAGACGUACAAGCUCACGUCGUCCGCGACGGACUUCUCUCCUACGACUACGACACAUCCCCAGGAAGUCAGCAUCGACCUCGAGGAUGGGGAGUCGCUUCGUGUCAUCGACACUCCUGGGCUUCUGUGGCAUCAUGUGGAGGAUUUGCCUGACGAGGAGGCGGCUCGGAUACGUGCCCGCGACAUUCUCCUACGGAACAGAGGUCAUAUCGAGAGGCUGAAGGAUCCCUACGCAGUUAUGUCGGAGCUUGUCUCCCGCUCCAGCAGGGAGGACCUCAUGCUCCUGUAUAACCUGCCCAUCUUCGUCGAGGGAGACGCCAACGCGUUUCUCGCCAGCGUUGCUCGUGCAAAUAACUACAUCAAGAAGAAGGGCAACCUUGACCUCGCGGGCGCAGCCCGCACAGUGCUCCGCGACUGGAGUCAUGGCAAGUUCGCCCGCUACACCGUCCCUUCCGCUGCGCAAUCGCCCGACUCUGCGCCACAAGCCGAGAAGUCCCUCGAGGACGCCUACGCCAAAGACGAGUCCGUCCUCUCCAAGCUCGCCACCCGCAAAGAGCUACGCAAGGCUGGCGGACUCGUCAAGCUCCGCGCUGGCGAGGUCGACACGCGCCGGGUCGUGCUUGACGCGGGAUACUUCGUCUCGUCGUCGGACGACGGUAUGGACGGCGACGAGGAGGACGGCGGCGCGGUCGACGACGCGGACGAGGUCGGGCUUGAAGGUGAGGAGAGCGACGAGGGUGACUACGUCAGCGACGAGGUAGAGGACAGCGACGAAGAGGACGAUGAAGACGAAGAGGACGAGGACGAAGGUGUAGACGAGCUCGAGUCUCCGCCUCCCCGCGGCAAGCGGAAACGAAUCCUGUCGAAGGCCCCCGCUCGUCCCGCCAAAAGGGUCGCGUUCGCGGUAGAGCCUAAAAACACAAAGCAGGCUCGAUCUGCUGCCGGUGCGAAGGGUGCUGUCACUGCUGCCUCUAAGGCACAGUUGAAAGCGAGAAAGCCUAAGCUCGAACCCAAGGCUGCCAAAAAGGCCGUGAAGGCUGCUGCGACGAACGCCGCGCCUGCGAAGAAGGUUGCGAACGCUGCAUCGUCCAAGAAGAGUGCCGCGUCGUCGCCAAAGGAUGGCGAGGCUGCGUAUGACUUCAAGCAGUUCUUUUAGGCCUUCCGUCUGUCACUCUGGAGUGGGACAGCAUGUGCUCCGCGGUAUAUGAUGUAGUUCUUCCGUUGUCAUUAUUCUUGCAAUGUAAGAGCAUGGUUCUGUCAUCGGGUUGACUGUAGACACAAAUUGAGGAGGCAGAAUUGUACAACAUCUUUGCUAUCAGGUACUCGGGGAUGCGUGAAUGCGUAUGAAGGUAUCUAUGAGAGGAUGGCCCGGAAAUUACAAAUGUAGCAAAAUACACAACGACCUGGAUAUAGGAGAUUCUUUUGAAAAAGACAGUGAUCAAUUCUACGUAGUACGGGAUACACAAGCACCGUCCCUAUAUCAAUGAACGAUCGAGCAGCAGAGUCCACCGCAGAGAACGCGAAGCGCACGAUAAGAGAGGAAAUAAAACUAACCGAACAGAGCACCGUACGCAGCCCAGCCAGAGGACCACGCCCAGCCUCGAACCGCCUCUCCCUCGAGGGCUACCCGACGAUGCGGACAGCGCACGUCCCGCCGUCCGCCAACACGCCCAGCGGGCCGACGAUCCCCCGCCUGAACACCUCCGCGGCCUUCUCGAACGGCACGACCUUGCCCGCCUCCUCCUCCUCGCCCUCCGCGUUCACGCACGGCGGCCGCAGCCACCCGCUCUCGGCCAUGCGCACGACGGCGCCCAGCGAGUCGCGCACGUCCUCGCCCUCCAUGUCCACGUCCGCCGCGACGCUCACCCACGCGUACCCGACGACGCGCUUCUCGCGCUUGUGCGCCCCGCGGGUGAGCACGGCGGGCGAGGGCUUGGCCGUCGUCGACGUCGAGCGGCGGAGCGAGCGGAGGCCGCCCCGGAGGUUGUCCUGCGCGGUCGGGAUCGGGCGGUGGGGCGUGUCGCCGACGAGGGUCGUGAACUGCGCGUGGGUGAUGACGCUCUUGCUCUUGCUCUUGCUCCGGGAGAGCUUCGCGGACUGCUCUACGUUAGACUUCAUCGCCGCGGGGUCCGCGCCCAGGUCGACGUCGAGCGAGGCGUUGCGCGAGUCCCCGCGCCCAAGGGAGAGCGACGAGCGCGAGGCGGCGGCGGUCCAGUCCAUCGUGAGCAGCUUCUGCGACGACUCCCAGACAGCGACGCCGCCGACGGUGUCGAGGACCAUGUCGAACGACUGGCCGUCCUCCGCGAGCUGCCGGAGGACGUCGAGCGGCUCCCCGACGAAGAUGUCCUCGACGCCCCACGCGCGCAGGCGCGCCUCCGUCCGCUGCUGCUUGCUCAGCCUCGGCUUCUGGCCCUCCUUGCCCUUGCCCUUGUCCGCCGCUUUUGACGGCGACGUGCGGACGACGUCGAGCGAGAGCUUGCGCCCGUUCCCGUUCCCAUUUCCGUUCUGCGCUGGCGCCUCCGGCAGCGGCUCGUCGUCGAGCAUCGCGGACUCGGGGAUCUGCACCGCGAUGCGGACGCCGCGCUGGCCGAGCAUCUGCGCCGCGAGCGCGCCCGCUCCGUCGUGCCCUUGCAGGAUCAACGCGCGCUUGUCCGACCUGCUCGACGGAUCGGCGGACUUGCUGUGCAGCGCCGGGGCGAGGACGUCCGCAAACGUGCGGAUAGCGCGGUGCGCCGGGACCCCGCACAGCGGGAGCAGCGCGAGCUCCUCGACGGUCAGCGCAGGGGGCGCGAGGGGCGAGGGCGCGUACGCCUGCCCGUCGACGGGCAGCGAGGUGCUCCGGAGGUGCCGGCGGCGUGGCGGGGGGAAGAGCGCAGGCGUGCGCGGGCGGGGUUGCGGCGCGCGGCACACACGAUGUCGCUCGACGAGGAUGAACUCUGCGAGCGCGCCGCA
Messenger RNA from Dichomitus squalens LYAD-421 SS1, 3845 nucleotides. RefSeq lists its product as uncharacterized. The record is from RefSeq and is a predicted model, not a curated record. Bases 1 to 2049 code for a protein of 682 amino acids. The transcript has 7 exons. NCBI's taxonomy places the organism in Eukaryota, Fungi, Basidiomycota, Agaricomycetes, Polyporales, Polyporaceae. Gene Ontology annotation, cellular component: nucleolus. Gene Ontology annotation, molecular function: GTP binding.